AUGGUGGAUGUUCCCUUACUAACUCAUAUAUCUGAAACUACAGACUGCAGCUCAUCUUCCUGCCAGGCAUCAUCUGCUUCAGACGAUUCUGUACCUGAAGGCUAUUUAAUCUUGACAUUCGAUAAAAUGAAGAAAGCUGUUUUAAAAACUGCUGUGUUAGCAGAUGUUUCGGAUCCUAGAUUUGCAGAUGAUUACGAAGAUGAUGAUGAAGAGGAAAGUAAUGAUAAUUGUUGGCCACUUUAUGAGUCCAAGUUAGCUGUUCGCCAACAGGAAAGUGAUGGCGUACUUGAAAAUGAAGUUACUGAUGCCAAAGGUUUUUUGUCGAAACCUCUUGUUAUUUCUACGGAUGCAGCUGACAAAACUUCAUCUUAUACUCCAUGUUACGGCGAAGCCUUUUGGGUUGGUGAAGAUGAGCUGAACGCAAAACAAAAUACCACAAGUUCUUGGGAUCUAUCGCCUGGUAACAAAGCAUCCCAAAGUUUAAUACGUAGUAGUCCUUUGACGUGUGAUACUCAUUCAGUGACUCCGACUUCAACUUUACAGUCAUCUACUGAAAGCUGGUCUUUGAGCACACCUCAGUCAACAAUAACUGGACUAACAGGCACUUUCCCUUAUAACAAAGCUACAUAUACAAAUAAUAAUCUUGCCAGAAAAUACAACCAUAACACUUUUUCUUCGCACUUCCAGCCUAAAUGGCCUAAAGCAUUUAAUGUCCAUUUAGGUGAUCAUUCUAAGAAGAUGCUCAGGUGUGACCAAUGUGGUAAAUAUUACCGUAAUGAUUAUAGCCUACAUCAUCAUAUUUGCUUAAAGCGCAAAGAUGUGUGGAAGAAAGGUGAUGUGCCUUCUGAAAUGAUUGAUGGUCAAGUUAUGUAUUUUUGUCCCAGUUGCCGUAAGCCUUUUAAAUGGCUUGGUAACCUUACACGACAUUUUUAUGUGCAUACAGGUCAAAGAUUCUUUCGGUGUGAUAUUUGUUCUAAAGAAUUUUUCUCUGUUUACCAAGUUAAAAGACAUAUGAAUUCACAUACAGGUGUCCGUUUCAAAUGUGAAGUAUGUGACAAACCUUUUACAUGUAAAUACGCCUGUGUUUGUCAUGCUAGACAACAUUAUGCUUAUUCAUUAAAAUAA
Messenger RNA from Schistosoma margrebowiei, 1125 nucleotides. Lineage: Eukaryota; Metazoa; Platyhelminthes; Trematoda; Strigeidida; Schistosomatidae. The record is from the annotation of a GenBank genome assembly.